GGAUUCUAGAGAUAUGGAUAUGCUCACGCGGAUUAUGAGUUAAUAUAUAAUUUGCUCUGCUCACACGGUAUAUAAUUUGUUUUCGUUUCUAUGCAAUCCAUUGUAUAAUGGAAUCUCGGUUGUUGACAAUUGUAUUAAAAGGAUCAAUACAAUAUUGAGUUUAACAAGUACAAAAAUGAUAUCAAAAAACAAAACUUCAGCUUUAAAAAAGAAUAAAAACAGAAGUUCAAAUUCCGUGAAGAAAUAUUUUGAAUAUUCAAAUGAAUAUGAAAAUAUCAAAUGGCCUUGGAUUCAAGAAAUUGAAAAAACUGGCGACCUUAUAUAUAUUGAAAAUCAAGUUUCAUAUGGCUCACUAAGUGAAGCACCUGAUAUUAGUGAAAGUAAUUUGUUCCGUUCGUUGAGGGAACAAAGUGUACCGCAAAUAAUUAAGCAUGCCAUAAAAAAUACACCUUUAUUUGCAAGGAGAGGUUUAAAAGAAGAACAAAAUGAUGGUAAUCUAAAAAGCAGGCGAAAUAGUAUACAUUUCCAUCCAUCAUUUUCAAAAAGUAAAAAUAACUUAGAGGUUGUGGGUACUAAAGCAUUUAGAAAAGAUAUAAUCAUUCCCUUAACUACAAAACUUGCUCCUGGGUUUAUAGAUUUAGAAAACAUGUUUGGUAUAAUUUCUGGUUUGGAGUAUGGCCAGGUUUUAAAUAAUGAAAUAACAUUAGAGGAUUACAGUGGAUCAAAAGAUUCUAUUCUUGUUCAGGGAAUAGUUCCAUCUAGUCAAACUUUUUUUUCAGAAGAUGUUUUUGUAGGUGAUGUUUUAGUAGCUGUUAAUGGAGAUGAAGUUGAUUGUAAUAAUUUAAGCAGAAAACUUGCCGAAGUUAAUGGACUACCAGAGGUUAAAUUAACAUUUGAGCGUAGCAUACCACAGGUAAACCUUAUGAAAAGUGCACUAGUGUCUCUUGUAUCUAAUAGAUAUGAGGAAAGUAUGCUUUUAAUACCAGAUGAAGUUUUUGCAAUUAUGGUUCUCACUCUUGAUGGUGAUGAAAAUAAACCAGACAGUGAUAUUGUGUAUUUUUAUCCUAAAAACAGCAGCAAUGCGUCAAAUACUUUGUUGCAUCAAGUUAGAGGAUUGUUUCUUACCUUGGAUGAUACAUUAGCUGACUUUAUUGGUGAUUCAGCACAUAGCUCAAUUAUAAAGAUUUCUUCAAGACAAGUUAAUGUUUGUUAUAAAAAAAUGAAUAGAAAUUUAUUUGUUGCUGCAAUUCCAGAUGAAAGAUGCUCUAUGUCAAAGCUUAUUAAGACUGUGAAAGGGUUUACAGAUUUACUACUCAUCACAAAUACUCAUUUUUCAAGUUUAGAAACCAACCAAAAGCAUUUAAUUGUUUUAUUGUUGGAGAAUAUAUUUAACAAUUACGAAACUGAAGUUUUAUUUGGUGAUGUUUGCCAGCUUCAACUUCCCAUGGAAUAUUAUACAGAUGUUGGAUGUGUAUUAAAUGAUUUAGAAUCUGCUGACUAUGGAGAAUGUAUUGACGAUUUUUUCCCUCAUAGAAGAUUAUACUUUUUCCUUGGAACUGCUCUAUUUUAUAAGGACAAUUUAAUAUGCAAUCAUUUAAAUUCACUUCAUUUGAAAAAAGUACUUCUACUUUGUAAGUACUAUGGUUUGUUUUUACUGCUAAGCAAAGAAAGAGUGAACAAAAUGGUUUAUUGGAAAGAAAUUUUUAUAUCAGAAGAUUUUAAAGAUGGUAACUAUAGAUGGUUUGUUCUUGCUGUUGGUCAGGGUCAUAGUAUGUUAGUAACUCUUCUUGAGGCUGGUAGCAUUGCAUCUUUACCAAAUGGUAAUCCAGGACCACAUCCGUAUUAUGUUGAUGCAACCUCUUCAAUUUUAUCAUACAUUCUUGAAACAAUGAAUUUAGAAAGUUUCUGUGAGCUCAGACUAAACCAAACAUCUUUUCCAUCUGUUGGAAAACCAUUAAACUUAUCAGAGACCACUCAUCUUUUUGAGAACAACUUAUAUAGAAUGAAUUCAGAAGAUGAACAGUACGGCAACAACACUUCCCAUAUGAGCCAUUCAAAAAGUCUUGGAUCAUUUAGUGAUGUAUCUUAUAUCUCUCAGGGAUCUGCUACAUCACCUGGAUCAACUAAACUAGCAUUUCAAGCCAUUAAUUUGUUUUACCAUAUUACAUUUAAGCGCAAGUCUGCAGUUUUUAUUUCAUCAAAUAUUUGUGAUCCAUUAGAUACACUUUUUACAGAUGUUUUACGUCUAUUUCUGCUUUUUAGUGAAGAAAUUCAUAAAUGCUUUGUAGAAAGGACCCAGGUGAUUGAAAAAGGUGUAAUGUUUAAUGUUUUGUCAACGAAAGGAGCAGCGAUGAAAAAGGACUCACCGAAUAUGGUUUUUUGGGUAGUUGGGCGUUUGGUAAAAAGAGGAAAAGAUAAUGACGAGGAGAUAUUUCUUUGUUAUCAAGAUGGUGUACCACAAAAUGCAGUUGAAAUGGCAUUUAAUAUGCGAUUCGGGUCCUACUGGUAAUAAAAUUUGUUAUAUCAGAUAAGCUUGACAAAACAAUGGAUAAUCAUAGGCAACACUUGGCGACAUAACGCUCAGCAGUGAAUACACAAUGUAUGGUCUUAUUGAUUACUUUUUAUUAAUAUAGACAUGGGCUGUUAUAAUUGUUAUUAGUUAAAGUUACAAUGCAGUAUAAUUAGUUGUCUUGCAGAAGAUUAUAAUUUGUAGAUGCUGUUGGAAGCUUCCCGGUGGGAAAUGAGCUAGCGACUAGCGAGAGACUAGCUAACUUUAUAGCGAUUCUCUAGCGAUUUUUUUUUCCUAUUUUAUUAUUUCCUAAUAUCUUUAAUAUCUUUAAAAAUUCGAUUUUUAGUGUUGAAUCUAUUAUAAUUAUGAGGAUAAUUGAACUUUAAACAUUGCGAUUUUGUAGCAAUGUGUCGCUAGCUACAUUUCGUAGCUUUGUAGCUAGCUACAAAAUAUCUACAAAUCUAUAGCUGGUUGAUAGCUACAAAUCAAAUUUUUUUAGACAACGACUUUAUUACAAUAUGAUGCUAGUUACAAUAGCCAGUGGAUCUUUAGCUUAUUAAGCUGGCUGUCCUCUUAGCCAAAUGUCUGUUUUUAUCUUUACAAAUAUCAAUAGCUUUUCGAUAACUUAAAAAAGCUAGUGAUCCUCGUGGCCAAAUUGCUGUCUUUAUCGUUACGAUUAUAGCUAGCUAUUCGCUAGCCGAUUUCCCACCGGGUUGUGUAUUAGUAUAAAAAAUUCAUAGACAUGUAUAAUAGAAUGAUCGUUAAAA
Messenger RNA from Hydra vulgaris (swiftwater hydra), 3276 nucleotides. RefSeq names its product protein inturned. Gene Ontology annotation, cellular component: cilium; cytoplasm. Gene Ontology annotation, biological process: establishment of planar polarity; cilium assembly; vesicle-mediated transport. The record is from RefSeq and is a predicted model, not a curated record. Lineage: Eukaryota; Metazoa; Cnidaria; Hydrozoa; Anthoathecata; Hydridae.